Molecule: messenger RNA, 1680 nt
Organism: Fomitopsis serialis
Lineage: Eukaryota; Fungi; Basidiomycota; Agaricomycetes; Polyporales; Fomitopsidaceae
Exons: 9
Coding region: 97-1638 (513 amino acids)
Molecular function (GO): protein binding
Source: RefSeq, a predicted model, not a curated record
CUGACCGCCGACUUCGUUGUGCUGCUGCAACAGCCCGUCCACUAUUGUGUUCGCCAGUACUGCUCCCUUCUGCAGUCGUUGCUUCUGUCGCGAGGGAUGGAGAGUAACCAGCUGCCUGCAGUUGGAACAAGACUCAUUCAUUCAGGACACCUGGGCACUGUUCGAUUUGUGGGGCAAGUUGACGGAGCCGCAGGACUCUGGCUUGGUGUUGAAUGGGACGACCCACAGCGAGGCAAGCACGAUGGUGUCAAGGACGGCAAGCGGUACUUCUCCUGCGUUGUACCUAACGCUGGGUCUUUCAUUCGGCCGUCAUCGAGUACUUCUUACGGUCACUCGUUCCUUGAAGCACUAGCCUCCAAGUAUAUUGACGUGCCUCAUGGAUCGGGGGUGGAGAAAGUCAUUCUCGGGUCGUCUAACGGCGCGAUCGAGGUGGAGGUAGUAGGGCUGGACAGGAUCAGAGGCGAACUUGCACAGCUCGAGCGGCUUCGUGAAGUGAGCCUCGAUGGCCGAGGCGUUGCUUCUGCAGAUCCUCCUGGAGCCAUCUCGAAGGCCUGUCCAGGGAUUCGAGGCCUCGACUUGUCGAAAAUUUCGAUCGUCUGCGAAUUACCCAACCUGCAGCGGCUCGCUCUCAACCAGAACCGGCUCAAUCUACCUAUCAACCAUGAUGGGGCGCUGGCCGCCUUCCGCGAUGUCUACGAACUUCAACUCAACACCACCCUGGCCACAUGGGAUGAUAUGCAACACAUCAUCCGUUACAUGCCCGCACUCAGAGCAAUCGAGAUGGGUUACAACCGCAUCCAGUCGCUCUCGACGGGGCGGGAUGUAACCGCCCCUCGAUCGCAUCCGAGGCUGGAAGAGAUCAACCUUGACAGCAACUCGCUGUCGAGCUGGCCCAAAAUUUGCGAGGCUCUGCGGCCAUACACAGCACUGCAACGCCUCGUGCUAACCUCCAAUGCAAUCAACUUGAUCGGACCUUUGCCCGAGCCGAACGACCCGCCUCUGGUGCACCUGAAACACCUCUCGCUCUCGUACAACAGGCUCAGCUCAUGGUGCGACAUUGACCAUCUCUCGGGGUGGUGUCCGGCGAUAGAAUCACUGACGCUCACGGGCAAUCCAUUUGUUGAAGACGGCGAGCACAGCCACAACGCACGUCCGUUCCCCAUCGCGAAAAUCCCAACGUUGACAGUGCUUGACGGCGCCGGUGUUUCCGCAAAGGAAAGGACAGACAGCGAGCUGUUUUACCUCUCGUGGGUCAACAAGCACGGACCGCCCGACGAGGACGCCCGAAGCCGGGAACACCCGCGAUGGAAUGCGUUGUGCGAGAUCGGCUCAGCCUUGAGGUCAACCCACACAGAUGUGAAACUUCACCGAACGGAUACACCGCCCUCCAAGAAAGCAUUGCCCCCUUCAUCAGACCCGGUCGUGCUCCGCGUGCUCCCGUCCAUGAACGUACGCACGUUCUACCUCAAGGUCGUCAAGUCGUUCAAGAUUCCCAAGGCUGCACAGACGUUUCUGAAGCUGUGGUUGCGGAUGCCCGACGACAACGUCGUGGAGAUCGACAGAGACGAUAACCACGAUCUGGACUGGUGGGGCGUUGAGAACGGCGUCGAGAUGUUCGUGCUCGUCGAGAAGGCGUAGAAUCACAUUGGCCGUGAGAGUACGCGUGCGCGUGAUCUGAGA